Messenger RNA from Clupea harengus (Atlantic herring), 2004 nucleotides. RefSeq lists its product as uncharacterized. NCBI's taxonomy places the organism in Eukaryota, Metazoa, Chordata, Actinopteri, Clupeiformes, Clupeidae. Gene Ontology annotation, molecular function: catalytic activity. The record is from RefSeq and is a predicted model, not a curated record.
UGUUGUCCUCUUUUUUUUCUCUGCCUGUGACCCUUUCAUUGAGACUUGAAUUCAGUACAAAUACAAUGACACUCUAAUUCAGUAAUAAAAUUACCAUUUUGAUUACUGCAAAUAGGGGCUAUACAGUUACACAAUCUCAGAAAAUGUAACAUUCUGUUAUUUACGAUUGCCCUGCAAACUACAUACAGCAUGAGGGAAGCUGUUAUAACAUAAUUUUUAAACUACAGCUCCACUUUGCCCUCAAGUGCAUGAUUUGCUAUAUUACACCCAAUACAACACAGAACCUUCGUUCCUAAUCCUGGUUUCCGACAGGAAUAGUUAACUGUGUGAACAACUUUGAGUUGAGCCCUGCAAGUGUUUUCUUCAGAUAUGACUGUAAAAUAAUUAAUCUAACAGGUUUUGGUUAACCUGAAGUUGUUGUGAAUGCUGCCUGUGGAAUAUUAAGGAUUUAAGGACUCAAAUAGGAAUGGCGGCCAUGAGUAUGCGAGGAGUUCUACCACACGCCGUGAAGAACCAGCAUGUUCGUUUUCAUUUGAGAAAAGCGAUUAAACAAAGUUGCGUCGUUUCUAACACACAUUUCUGCACAGCAAGUGGGAAAGACACAGCCACUGGGCGGACCGUGGUGGUGGAGCGGAGAGGGGCAGUGGUCACCGUGGCGUUAAACCGGCCGGAGGUGCGCAACGCGGUCAACCAGGAGACGGCUCGGAGGUUGCUGGAGGAGCUGAAAGCGUUUGAGGAGGACCAUUCCAUCUGUGCGGCAGUGCUACACGGCAUCGGAGGGAAUUUCUGUGCUGGUUAUGAUCUGAAGGAGCUGGCCCAUCACUCUGCCUCCCUCAAAUUGGAGCAAGAUGUCACUAAAGGUCCCGGGCCUAUGGGACCGUCUAGGCUGCUGCUGUCCAAACCGCUGAUCGCUGCAGUCAGCGGCCAUGCUGUGGCCGGGGGUCUGGAACUGGCCCUACUUGCAGACAUGAGGGUGGUGGAGGAGAGUGCCAUCAUGGGGGUGUUCUGCAGGAGAUUUGGUGUGCCUCUGAUUGAUGGGGGCACAGUGAGGCUACCCAAGCUGAUUGGUCUGUCUCGCGCUCUGGAUCUCAUACUGACCGGCCGGCCAAUCGGAGCUCAGGAAGCCUUAGCUUAUGGGCUAGCCAAUCGAGUGGUGCCGGAUGGCCAAGCACUGCAGGUUGCCAUGGAGCUGGCAGAACAGAUCAGCUCAUUCCCUCAGCAGUGUCUCCGUGCCGACAGGGCCUCUGCCUACCACGCCAUGUUCGACGCCGCCUCCUUCACAGAAGCGAUGCAGUACGAGAUGGACCAUGGCCUGCCUGUUAUCCGAGUUGAAUCUGUUGCCGGGGCGACAAGGUUCAGCUCAGGAGUUGGCCGAGCAGGGACGUUUUCUUGAUGAUUGUGCUACACAGGUGGAUUAUGGGAAAAAAUAGGGGUUCAGUUUUCCAAAGUCAUGUAUGAGUUUUUCAAAACUACACCUUCGGCUACACCUGUUAUUCCCCAUAAUCCUGACUUUGAUCUGUUAGCUAAAUGAUGAUGUUUAGAUGGCCAGAACUGGUCCUUACUCAUUUGCUAAGGAUGUACAGUAUAAGAUUCAAGACACUCAAACAACACCCAGAAAAUUCAAUUAGUUUCUCAUAGAGCCAUCUGUGGUUCUCCUAUGGAGACAAGCCAGAGAAUCCUAAAUACUUCCAGAUCGCCCCCUUUUUUUCUAAGAGUCCGUUGAAAUAACAACACAACCCCAAAGCCAAGAGCUCAAACACAGAUCCUUUAGCCUCCUUCCACAGAUGUCCCAGGUGUCUGUCAGACAGUCCCACUAACCCACGUUAAAAGUCACCUGCCUCUUAUUUGUCCCAGCCAUUUGACUGUGAUCCUCUCAUAUCAAAGGACGUGGGGGAGGAGAAGCAGGGGGUGUUUGGCAGGGUCUGGGAAUCAAAAGCCUGGAAACAACGGCAUCAAAAAAUACCAGCAUUAAGCUCCGGCUCUGAACAGAACUGGAAGAAGAGG